AUGUCAAAGACUUUCUCAUCAAGUCCUGCGAACGAGGUCGCCAUCGAGCGCUACAAACGCGUCUUCCAGAAGUUCGCCUCCGUCGAGAAGAACGGCGAAAAGCUCAUGACCAAGGACGACUUUGUCAACGCAAUCGCACCGGGCGAGGACUACAAGCGGCUGCAGCGAUCCCAGUACGGCGUCCUCUUCAACGUUGCAGAUCAGUCCAAGAACGGUCUCCUGUCGCUCUCUGACUUCGUCGUCUUCGAGAACCUGCUGACCCGUCCUGACGCAGAGUACGAGAUCGCCUUCCGCCUUUUCGACACAACCGGCUCAGGCAAGAUCACGAGAGAGCAGUUCAAGCAGAUCCUCUCCGCCAACAUCGGAACGGAUGAGAUCCCCUUCGAUUUCGAGUGCGAGUGGCUCAAGCUGUACACCGGCGGCAAGUCUGUUACGCACGAGAUGCCCUACAAAGAGUUUGCCCAGCUCCUGAAAGGCCUUCAGGCAGAGCGUCUUCGUCAGGCCUUCAAAUUCUACGAUACCCAGGUCAGCGGUUACAUCACCCCCGAUGAGUUCAAGAAGAUCAUCGUCGAUAUUGCUGGCCACAAACUCUCGGACCACGUUCUCGACAACUUGCCCACACUCAGCAACCUCUACGCGGGAAGCAAGAUCUCGUUCGCCAACGUCAUGGCAUUCUACAACGUCAUUCGCGAGAUGGACAUGGUCGAGCGUAUCAUCCGCAAGGCUAUUUCUAAUACCAAGGACGGUGCUAUCACCAAGGCCGAUUUCCUGAAUACCGCUGCCAGGGAGACCCGUUUCUCACUGUUCACGCCCAUGGAGGCCGACAUUGUCUUCCACUUUGCUGGUCUGGAGAACUCAACGGGCAAGCUGAGCCUCGGUGAUUUCGGCCGCCUACUCGAGUCCAAGUGGGAGCAUGCCGCUGCCCCAGUCACGGUCGCUGUCCAGCCAGAGAUCAAGCACGGCGCCAUCCACGACCUCUUGAAGGGAUCCUCUAAACAUUGUGCUUCCCCUCUCUUCUAUUUCACAGACGGCUUCUUGUUGGGAUCCAUUAGUGGUGCCGUCGGUGCCACCGUUGUCUACCCCAUUGAUCUUGUCAAGACACGUAUGCAGAACCAGCGUUCCAAAGUUGUCGGAGAAUUGCUUUACAAGAACAGUAUCGACUGCUUCAAGAAGGUCAUCAAGAACGAGGGUGUCUUGGGCUUGUACCGUGGUCUCGGUCCUCAGUUAGUGGGUGUUGCUCCAGAAAAGGCCAUCAAGUUGACCAUGAACGACCUUGUAAGGAAUAUGACUACAGAUAAGGAUGGCAACAUCUCAUUUACUUCAGAGUUGCUUGCUGGUGGUAUUGCCGGAGGCUCUCAGGUCGUCUUCACGAACCCCUUGGAGAUUGUCAAGAUCCGUCUCCAGGUCGCUGGUGAGGCAGCCAAGAGCUUGGAUGCCCCCCGUCCUGGAGCUAUUGCCAUUGUCCGCAACUUGGGUAUCCUGGGUCUUUACAAAGGAGCCAGCGCCUGCUUGCUGCGCGAUAUUCCCUUCUCUGCCAUUUACUUCCCUGUUUACGCACACUUGAAGAAGGAUUUCUUUAAGGAGGGUCCUGAUCAUCGUCUCACAAUCGGCGAGCUCCUCAUGGCCGGUGCCAUUGCCGGUAUGCCAGCGGCGUACUUCACCACGCCCGCUGAUGUGAUCAAGACUCGUCUGCAGGUCGAGGCCAAGAAGGGCCAGAGCACCUACAACGGCAUUGGAGAUGCCGCACGCAAGAUCUAUACCGAGGAGGGAUUCCGUGCCUUCUUUAAGGGAGGCCCAGCCCGUAUCCUCCGUUCGUCACCCCAGUUCGGUACAACCCUGAUGGUGUACGAGAUGUUGCAGCGUGCAUUCCCCUUUGAUUCCUCGCCCGAAGCUGCCAACAAGGCCAUGGGAACCCAUGUUGCACCCGCAGAGGACCUGAGCUACCUCCAGUCGAAGAACGCGCUCAAGAUUUUGCUGGAUGUGCACUACAAGUUUGGAGUUGUGCCAUCGGACGUCAAGCUUCCCGGCAUUGCCAACGCAUAG
This is a messenger RNA of Gamsiella multidivaricata, 2043 nucleotides long. RefSeq names its product mitochondrial carrier. Gene Ontology annotation, biological process: L-glutamate transmembrane transport; mitochondrial ATP transmembrane transport; malate-aspartate shuttle. The record is from RefSeq and is a predicted model, not a curated record. The transcript is spliced from 3 exons. Lineage: Eukaryota; Fungi; Mortierellomycota; Mortierellomycetes; Mortierellales; Mortierellaceae. Gene Ontology annotation, cellular component: mitochondrial inner membrane. Gene Ontology annotation, molecular function: L-glutamate transmembrane transporter activity; calcium ion binding; L-aspartate transmembrane transporter activity. Bases 1 to 2043 code for a protein of 680 amino acids.